CGCCUGCCAUGUCACUCGUUCUGCCGACGUGGCGGUCGCUACCACCAACUCUAUAUAAACCAACACCUCAUGCAUCUCAGUCUCCGUCUCAGUCUUCUCCCCCUCUCACAUGCAAAAAAGUCCUCUUCUGAGAAAUUGGGGAAAUUAAUUUCAGGCGUUUUUUAGUGAGAGAAAACUGAAGGUGUGUGUUAGCGAUGGAGGCUAGGGUUUGGAGUUGUUUAGUGGUGGUUUCUCUGGCGCUGCUGGUUGCGUCUCCGGCGGCGGCGGCCGAGGAGGUGGAAAAGGUUUUGACUUUGGACCAUUCGAAUUUCUCCGACACCGUGUCCAAGCACAGCUUCAUCGUCGUUGAAUUCUACGCUCCUUGGUGUGGACACUGUAAGGCUCUAGCUCCGGAGUACGAAAAAGCGGCAGCUGCACUGAGCAGCCACGAACCUGCCAUUGUACUCGCAAAGGUGGACGCAAAUGAGGAAGUAAAUAGAGAUCUAGCCACUCAAUUUGAGAUCCAGGGUUUUCCUACCAUUAAGAUCUUGAGAAAUGGUGGAAAAAUCAUCCAAGAUUACAAAGGCCCUCGUGAGGCUGAUGGUAUCGUUGAAUACUUGAAGAAACAAGUCGGUCCUCCCUCUGCUGAAAUUAAAUCAGCUGAAGACGCUGCCAGCCUUAUUGAUGACAAAAAGAUUUUCAUUGUUGGAAUCUUUCCGAAAUUCUCUGGGGAAGAAUAUGAGAAUUUUACAGCUUUAGCUGAUAAGUUGAGGUCAGACUACGAAUUCGGUCAUACCCUUGAUGCCAAACUCAUUUCUCGAGGAGAGUCGGUUAGCAAGCCGACUGUGCGCUUGCUUAAGCCUUUUGAUGAACUCGUUGUGGACUCAGAGGAAUUUAAUGUAGAAGCACUGGAGAAAUUUAUUGAAGUAUCUACAGUUCCUGUUUUGACUGUCUGGAAUAGUGAUCCCGCUAAUCACCCGUAUGUGAACAAGUUCUUCGAGGGUCCCGGCGAUAAGGCCAUGCUAUUUGUGAACUUCAGCAAAGAGCAAGAAGCUUACCAGCCAACAUAUAAAAGUGUUGCAGCCCUUUACAAAGGAAAGGGCAUAAGCUUUAUGUUGGGUGAUGUUGAUUCCACUCAAAAUGCUUUCCAGUACUUUGGACUUAAAACGGAACAGGCACCUGUGAUUAUUGUACAGACAGCUGAGGGAAAGAAAUAUCUCCAAACAAACAUAGCAGCUAAUCAGAUUGCUUCGUGGGUGAAAGACUUCUCGAAUGGUCUAGUGAAGGAGUUCGUAAAAUCAGAGCCCAUCCCAGAAGUCAACGACGAACCCGUGAAAGUGGUUGUUCGUGACAGUCUUCAAGACGUGGUUUUCAACUCUGGAAAGAAUGUUCUUCUGGAAUUCUACGCACCAUGGUGCGGACACUGCAAGCAGCUGGCUCCAAUCCUUGAUGAAGUCGCCAUCUCCUUCGAGAGCGACCCCAAUGUUGUCAUUGCAAAAUUCGACGCAACUGCGAAUGAUGUCCCAAAGGGCGACUUUGAAGUCCAAGGAUUCCCAACUAUCUACUUCAGAUCUUCGACUGGCAGCUUGUCGCAGUACGAAGGUGACAGGACAAAGGAGGACAUCAUCAAGUUUAUCGAAACUAACCGUGACAAGACAGCCGAGGCUACCUCAACAAAAGCAGAGUCAACAACUGAAUCAGUAGAUGCAGAUUCUGUCAAAGACGAGCUAUAAAGAGGUUGUGUGCUUGAUGAGGAUCUUCUACAGUGCAGCGGGUUUUGGUUUAUUUUAGCAGGAGUUCUUAUUCAUGUUUCUUUUCCGUUUUUUUUAGGUGAAAUAAUAUCGAGUAUCGAGUACUUGUAGUAGGAUUAGAAUUGUGGGUUUUCUGGGAGUUAAAAUAUGAGAUCCAAAGCAUGUAGUGGAGACCGUAAACUUAUCAGUUAUAUCUGAAACAAUCAAUUAAUGGAAAAGUUUUGAGUACUAUACAUUUGUCU
Molecule: messenger RNA, 1972 nt
Organism: Erythranthe guttata (spotted monkey flower)
Lineage: Eukaryota; Viridiplantae; Streptophyta; Magnoliopsida; Lamiales; Phrymaceae
Product: protein disulfide-isomerase
Biological process (GO): protein folding; response to endoplasmic reticulum stress
Cellular component (GO): endoplasmic reticulum
Molecular function (GO): protein disulfide isomerase activity
Source: RefSeq, a predicted model, not a curated record